AUGGUAAAUCUUUGGCUGAAGAAUAAACUGAAGACUGCUGUUGCUUUGUAUGGUGCUCGCCUUGGUCCACUUCGAGGAGCGUGUCCAACACGAACGUGGGUUAUCAAUAAGGCAUUCGAAUUGAUGCUUCAAAUUCCGAAAGAAAUUAUUGACGCCUCUUGGAGAAAAGUGAACCUCGAGCAUCCGAUGACCAAUCAAGACUUUAUUUUCGAGGAAGAAGAUGAUGAAGAAUUUGAUGCUGAAAAUGGAGAAUUCGAAGGCGGAGAUGGUGCUCAAUUGGAAGAAGAGAUGUUGGUUGCUGAGAUUAAUUGGGAAGAAGUUGGUGCUGAGAAUGAAAAUUACGGUGGUGCUCAAAUUGAAGAAAUUGAUGAGGAAAUGGAAGAAGAAUGGAACAUGGAUAUUGGACAAGAAGAGAUUCAAGAAAUCGAAGAUUUGGAGGAUUAA
This is a messenger RNA of Oikopleura dioica, 444 nucleotides long. NCBI's taxonomy places the organism in Eukaryota, Metazoa, Chordata, Appendicularia, Copelata, Oikopleuridae. The record is from the annotation of a GenBank genome assembly.